CGUCACACCCGGAAGUGCAGCCUGUGGACUGAAUGAGCGAGAGAGCAGCAGGAUAAAUCACUAUGGCGGAAAAUAAACCAAAGAGAAUUCUCGUGACCGGAGGCUCCGGCCUGGUGGGGAAAGCCAUUGAGAAGGUUGUGGCGGAUGGAGAGGGACGGUCGGACGAGGAAUGGAUCUUCUUGUCAUCCAAAGAUGCUGACCUCACGGACGCUGCAGACACUCGAGCGCUGUUUGAGAAGCACAGGCCCACCCACGUCAUCCACCUGGCCGCCAUGGUGGGCGGACUCUUCCGUAACAUGAAGUAUAACCUGGAUUUCCUGAGGAAGAACCUCCACAUUAACGACAAUGUGCUGCAUACCUCGUACGAGCUGGGGGUCCAGAAGGUUGUCUCCUGCCUCUCCACCUGCAUCUUCCCAGACAAGACCACCUACCCCAUAGAUGAGACCAUGAUUCACCUCGGGCCCCCACACGGGUCGAACUUCGGCUACUCCUAUGCCAAGAGGAUGAUCGACGUCCAGAACAGGGCGUAUCACGAGCAGCACGGAUGUAAGUUCACCUCCGUCAUCCCCACCAACGUCUUCGGCCCUCACGAUAACUUCAACAUCGAGGACGGUCACGUGCUGCCGGGGCUCAUCCACAAGGCGUAUCUGGCCAAAGAAAACGGCUCCGCGCUCUCCAUCUGGGGCACCGGGAAACCGCGGCGCCAAUUUAUCUAUUCUCUGGAUCUGGCUCGCCUCUUUAUCUGGGUGCUGCGGGAAUACAAUGAGGUGGAUCCCAUCAUCCUGUCCGUGGGGGAGGAGGACGAGGUGUCCAUCAGGGAGGCUGCCGAGAGCAUCGUGUCCGCCAUGGACUUCAAGGGGGAAGUUCUUUUUGACAGCACAAAGUCUGACGGACAGUUCAAGAAGACGGCGAGCAACAGCAAACUGCGGGACUACCUGCCGGCCUUCAGGUUUACGCCGUUUAGUCAGGCCGUCCAGGAAACGUGUGACUGGUUUACCGCCAACUACGCCCAGGCCAGGAAAUGAGGCGACACCAGAGAGACACGGACCGCGCGGUGACAUCGGGGGCGCCACUCGGACUCAUGGCGGAUAUUAUUGGUUUGGGGUUUCUGGCUCCUGCUGUGGGAUCAUCCUCCUCGCCUGGGGGCGAGCGACAGCAGCGGACGUGACACUGGGUCUUCUUCUAUACGUAAAUUACACAAUUCUUUGUAUCUAUGCAAAUCACUGACUGGUCGGCACCGGGGGGGGUUAUUUAGUUUUGGGGCAGGGACCUUUUCUGUAGCGGGGGUCCCUACCUGCCGCACAUGAACCUUCUGUGCAGUCUCAUUUAUUGUGAUGAUUUAUAGUCACUGCAGAAGACUCCAGCAGCGUUCUUUGUUUAUAUGUGGACAUGUUGGGGGGAGUAGUCCUGUGGAAAUUUAGUCCAAUGCUCUAAAUAAAAGAUAUUUUUUGAUGGCA
Molecule: messenger RNA, 1457 nt
Organism: Bufo gargarizans (Asiatic toad)
Lineage: Eukaryota; Metazoa; Chordata; Amphibia; Anura; Bufonidae
Gene: GFUS
Product: GDP-L-fucose synthase
Exons: 11
Coding region: 63-1025 (320 amino acids)
Biological process (GO): nucleotide-sugar biosynthetic process
Molecular function (GO): GDP-L-fucose synthase activity
Source: RefSeq, a predicted model, not a curated record